Molecule: messenger RNA, 2391 nt
Organism: Diachasmimorpha longicaudata
Lineage: Eukaryota; Metazoa; Arthropoda; Insecta; Hymenoptera; Braconidae
Gene: PPO
Product: phenoloxidase 1-like
Exons: 9
Coding region: 204-2288 (694 amino acids)
Source: RefSeq, a predicted model, not a curated record
CACCAUCAGAUCGAUAGUCUCCAAUCUCAAGUGUACUCCUCUAAUUCUCGUCACUCCUCUCCAUUUUUUACCCCCACAAAAACCCACCGAGCCAGUCGUGAAAGGUCCUUUUGAUUAAGCCCUCGAGCUUGCGUUUGGCCGAUCAAGUGGAACGAAAACUGAGCUGAGUGUCAACUGAGAAGGCACUUUCAGUCACGAGCAAAAUGGCAGGAAGUAACCGAGACAUCCUUUAUCUCUUUGAUCGUCCGGCGGAGCCCGUUUACGUACCAAAGGGCGAUGAGAAAGUAGCAUUCGAUAUUCCGGCCAAUUAUUUGGCCGACAGAUAUCGAUCGGUAGCUGGGUCAAUUCUGAAUCGUUUCAACGAUGAAACCGAUUCAAAAAUAUCGGUAAAGGAGAUAACAAUUCCGGACUUGAGUAUACCAAUGCAACUAGGAAGACGCGAACCAUUCUCGCUAUUUAUCAAGGCUCAUCGGAGAAUGGCUGGUGUACUAAUUAAGAUAUUCCUCGGUAUGCGAACGUACGAGGAUUUUUUAUCGAUUAGCGUCUACUGCCGCGAUCGCCUAAAUCCAAAUAUGUUCAUCUACGCCCUGUCCGUUGCUAUUCUCAAUCGACCUGAUACGAAGAAUCUUCCAAUUCCACCCCUCCACGAGGUAUUCCCGGAUAAGUACAUGGACGGGGGAAUUUUCUCACGGGCUAAGGAGGAGGCUAAUGUUGUGCCUGCUGGCUCCCGGAUCCCGCUGGAGAUUCCCCUUGAUUACACGGCGUCAGAUUUAGACGAGGAACAUCGUGUGGCAUAUUGGCGUGAGGAUCUCGGCAUCAAUCUUCAUCAUUGGCACUGGCAUCUGGUUUAUCCCUUCGACGGUGACAGAAGCAUUGUGAACAAAGACAGACGUGGGGAGCUUUUCUACUACAUGCACCAGCAGAUUAUGGCCAGAUACAACGCUGAGCGUCUGUGCAAUCGUUUGUCACGCGUGAAGAGGCUGAAUAAUUUUCAAGAUCCCAUACCAGAGGCUUACUUCCCAAAACUAGACUCCUUAGUUUCCAGUAGAACUUGGCCAUCGCGUCCAGCUGGCGCUAAACUGUACGACAUAAAUCGAACAGUCGACCAAGUGCAAUUUGACCUUGCAGACAUGACAAGAUGGAGAGAUCGCAUCUACGAGGCCAUACACAGGGGCUCCUACGUGAAUGCCCAGGGCCAGACGGUGCAAUUUACCGAAAAGGGUGGUAUUGAUGUUCUUGGUAACAUGGUUGAGGCCAGCAUUCUGACACCCAAUGAGAAUUUGUAUGGUGAUCUUCAUAACCUCGGGCACGUGGCUAUUUCUUAUUGCCACGAUCCCGACCAUCGCUAUUUGGAAUCAUUUGGAGUGAUGGGGGAUUCAGCAACAGCUAUGAGAGACCCCAUAUUCUACAGAUGGCACGCCUUCAUCAACGACAUCUUCCUGGAGCACAAGACAACUUUGCCUGCAUACGAGCGCAAUCAGCUAGAAUAUCCUGGAAUUGAUAUCUCAAGUCUGCAAGUGGCCACACCCAAUCAGACCCCCAAUGUCUUGAUGACUUUCUGGAACAAGAGUGACGUUGAUCUCUCUCGGGGUCUUGAUUUCACUCCCAGAGGGCCAGUACUCGCCAGAUUCACACAUCUCAAUCACGCAGGAUUCACCUACACGAUAACUGUCAAUAACCGGGGAAAUAAUAAUCAAAUGGGAACCGUGAGAAUUUUUAUCGGUCCAAAGAACGACGAACGCAAUGUUCCCCUGAACAUACGCGAUCAACAGCAACUCAUGAUUGAACUCGACAAGUUCACUGUUACACUACGUCCCGGCCAGAACACGAUAACGAGAAAUUCGAAGGACUCGAGCGUGACAAUUCCAUUUGAACGAACUUUCCGUAAUCUCGACAGCAAUAGACCAACUGGUGGUGAUAGCCUUGAACAAUUCAAUCUCUGUGGAUGUGGAUGGCCACAGCACAUGCUUAUACCAAAAGGUAGUGCCGAUGGAUUCCCGAUGUAUCUCUUCGUCAUGGUAUCAGAUUUUGCAGGGGAUGUGGUUGAACAAGCUCAGCCAGUGGGAUGCAGCGAUGCCGGAAGUUACUGCGGUAUUCGGGAUAGAAAAUAUCCUGAUGCUCGUUCUAUGGGUUAUCCAUUCGAUCGCCGACCACGUGCUGGAGUGGAGAGCCUCCAGCAAUUUCUAACUCCUAACAUGGCUGCGACUGAGAUAAGCGUUAGAUUCACUGAUUCUGUACUGCCACGGACACGAUCUGGUAGCGUUGAUAAUGCACUGACUUUCGCUUGAACGAUUCCAACGGAAGAGAACUAUUCAAUUUUGAAUUAUGAUUAUUGAUCAUUUGUAAAACUAAUUUUUUCAAAAUUAUAAAUAAACAUGUUCUUCAACACCA